Messenger RNA from Hydatigera taeniaeformis, 1287 nucleotides. NCBI's taxonomy places the organism in Eukaryota, Metazoa, Platyhelminthes, Cestoda, Cyclophyllidea, Taeniidae. The record is from the annotation of a GenBank genome assembly.
AUGAUUGACGUAGAGCAUAUGCCAGUCACUUCACCAAGAAUUAUGGCGGCGGAUCCUUCUCGAAAGAUUCGGAAGACUCUUGAGAAGGACACAAAAGAAGUAGUAAUUGAAGGGACGGAUGGUAUUAGAGAUUAUUACUGCAGUAAAAUUGAUGAGCUCCAAUUUGUUGUUACUGAAAAGAUGCAAAAUCUCAGGAGAUUGGGUGCUCAGCGGAACGAGUUGAACGCUAAAGUUCGACUUCUGCGCGAAGAACUUCAGCUUCUUCAAGAACAAGGUUCCUACGUUGGUGAAGUUAUCAAACCAAUGGAUAAGAAGAAGGUCUUAGUUAAGGUUCAGCCUGAGGGGAAAUUUGUCGUUGAUAUUGACAAAAAUAUUGACAUUAGUUCAGUUACGCCAAAUUGCCGUGUAGCUCUUAGGAACGACAGUUAUACUUUACAUAAGAUUCUUCCCAGCAAAGUCGAUCCUUUGGUUUCUCUAAUGAUGGUUGAGAAGGUGCCUGAUUCAACUUACGAAAUGAUUGGUGGCUUGGACAAGCAAAUAAAAGAGAUCAAAGAAGUCAUUGAGCUUCCUGUUAAACACCCGGAGUUGUUUGAGGCGCUUGGAAUUGCGCAGCCUAAAGGGGUAUUGCUGUAUGGCCCUCCAGGUACCGGGAAAACCCUUUUAGCUCGAGCAGUUGCCCAUCACACCGAGUGCACUUUCAUUCGUGUGAGUGGCUCGGAACUUGUUCAGAAGUUUAUAGGAGAAGGCGCUAGGAUGGUGCGCGAACUCUUUGUCAUGGCUAGGGAACAUGCUCCAUCAAUUAUUUUUAUGGAUGAGGUUGAUUCCAUUGGAUCAACUCGCUUGGAAAGUGGCUCUGGUGGUGACAGUGAGGUUCAGAGGACUAUGCUUGAGUUGUUAAAUCAGCUCGAUGGCUUUGAACCAAAACAGAACAUCAAAGUUGUGAUGGCCACUAAUCGAAUCGAUAUCCUUGACUCUGCUCUUUUGCGCCCUGGUCGUAUUGAUCGCAAAAUUGAGUUUCCGGCACCUAGCGAAGAGGCUCGGUUAGACAUUCUGCGGAUCCAUUCCCGGAAGAUGAAUUUAACUAGAGGCAUUGAUCUUAGAAAAAUUGCUGAGUUGAUGCCUGGUGCCAGUGGUGCUGAGGUUAAAGGAGUUUGUACCGAAGCAGGAAUGUACGCUCUACGUGAACGUCGAGUUCACGUAACACUUGAGGAUUUUGAGAUGGCAGUAGCAAAGGUAAUGCAGAAGGACUCAGACAAAAACGUUUCAAUCAAAAAGCUCUGGAAGUAA